UUCUCUCUCUUCGAUGGAAGCGAUGGAAAAUUUGUGCUGAGGCUUAGAGCCACCACCAGCAGGAGCAGCAGCAGGAGCAGAAACAGUACUUGAGGACCACAAUAACUGGCAGGACACACGGGGCAAAUCACUGCGUCGUCAAAAGUCGAAGAAGCAAAACGCAGAUACACUCGCAUCAAAGCAGCCCACCAACCAGGAAGCUUCCUCGUACUCCGUACUGGAAGUUCAGCGCAGAUCAGGGAAGUCGUCCUUCUGGGUUGUCGUUCCGUAAAAAAAAAAAGAAAUGAGCAGUGAUGAAGAAAUUGGUGAACUGAAAGUUGUAUACGACUUUAUUGCUCAGGCUAAAUUCAAAAAAGCUUUUGCUAGUGCGACGAAAGUGCUCGACCAGCGGUCACCCCCUUCACCGGAUGCCGAGGAGGAAGAUCCGCUACGGGAGCUGUUUCUGUUCGUCGUAACCAAGUAUGCGGACCAGCUGGAGCAGGAGGGCAAAAUCGAACAAGUGUUUGAAAUCAUCGAGCAGGGUUUGGAAUACUUUCCGGAACACCCGGAGCUACUGAACGAGACGGGCGUGCGGCUGCAAAGGUAGGCGCUCAGAUUCCCACAUACACACACAUACACACACACAGCAGGUUAGCCUUUAGGUACACGCGUGCAAAUACGCACAACGCGAGCUAGCCAUAUGAAGGACAUAAACCACUACCUGACCCGCCACCUGCGGGCGAAGGUAAGAGCGAGAAGCACAAUCAAAGAGAUUGCCCAACAAUUGUACGCAAUCGAUAGAGGAUUGAAAUUAGGUUUCCUUUGGGACGUUGGAUGUCUUUCGAUGGACGAGGUAAGCAGAUUGCUCGAUUCGCUAAAGGCGGCAAAACUGCUACAGGACACAUUGGUCGUUGUGCAGAUUGGGCACGAGUCGGCGGAUGAUUUUGGCGUGUGCCACAUGAACCGAUUUGUGGGUCAACAGUUGUGGCGCCCUACCGUUGUCGAUGUAUCCGCUGGACAGGCCGCCCCCCAGUUAGCUGACGAGCGUGUGGUUGCUGUUUGUAAUGGUUACACUAGUUUGUUGGAAUCUAGGCUCGAGAUUAUACGCAGCCAGCACACGGCACGGCGAACUAAUACACCAAUCGUUGUGUGGCCGAUUGGCCCCAGUGCUUGUCGUACAAGCGCGUACGGAUUGUUCAUUGGCUAUCCGGUAGUGUACUGGUAUGAUACGGAACGCACACAGGACAACUGUUUAGCACACGUACCGUUGACCGUAUUUCAAGCUAGUUCAAACGAGCAAACGAACACAUUGUUCAACCCGUUCGUGUCAUUCAGUGUUCCUAACGUGCUAUUAAACGAACAGGCAGUAAACGAGGCAAUCACCGUAUGGACAGAAUCUAUGGCCAGGGCUGGCUUAAAGUGCGUUACUUUCUGUAAGGUUUUCAGUAAUGUGAUUAUGUAACAAAUUAUCUCAUUAGGGGUGAGUUUGUGCACCACGAACAGCGUUAGGGGUAGUGAGGAGAUUCCACUAAGUACAAUACUAUAUAUGCGUAAACCAUAUGGUUUGGUCAGUUCAUCAUUUAACUCUGUUUGCUAAGCUUUACUAUGGUUUUGUUACAUUUUACCGGACUCUAGUUGUAUUACCACCGUCUAGUUGUAAUGUUUGCAAGAGGGGAGAGGAGAGCUAAUGAAAUAAAUUGCGAAUACAUUUACAAACGA
This is a messenger RNA of Anopheles arabiensis, 1698 nucleotides long. RefSeq lists its product as uncharacterized. Bases 284 to 586 code for a protein of 100 amino acids. The transcript has a single exon. The record is from RefSeq and is a predicted model, not a curated record. NCBI's taxonomy places the organism in Eukaryota, Metazoa, Arthropoda, Insecta, Diptera, Culicidae.